Molecule: messenger RNA, 1143 nt
Organism: Erinaceus europaeus (western European hedgehog)
Lineage: Eukaryota; Metazoa; Chordata; Mammalia; Eulipotyphla; Erinaceidae
Product: olfactory receptor 51A4-like
Exons: 1
Coding region: 1-939 (312 amino acids)
Biological process (GO): G protein-coupled receptor signaling pathway
Cellular component (GO): membrane
Molecular function (GO): olfactory receptor activity; G protein-coupled receptor activity
Source: RefSeq, a predicted model, not a curated record
AUGUACAACAACAGUCAACUCAUCCCGAAAUAUUUUCUGCUGACUGGUCUCCCUGGUUUGGAGGCUCAGUAUCCUUGGUUUAUUUUUCCAUUCUGCUCUAUAUAUGUUGUGGCCCUUGUGGGCAAUGGCCUGAUCCUAGCAGUGAUCAAGAAGAACAUGUCCCUACACCAGCCAAUGUACCUCUUCUUAGCCAUGUUGGCUUUGGCAGAGCUGGGUGUCUCUGCUUCCACUCUGCCCACCGUGCUUGGCAUCUUUCUUUUUGGUGCCAACCAGAUUGGCUCCGAUGCCUGUCUCUUACAAAUGUUCUCCAUACACUCGUUCUCCAUUAUGGAGUCAGGGGUUCUGCUCGCCAUGUCUGUGGACCGAUUUGUGGCCAUCUACAACCCCCUGCGUUACACGGCCAUCCUCACCCUGCCCCGGAUCAUGGGCACAGGCAUGGCACUGGGGAUGAAGAGCGUGAUGCUCAUGCUUCCUCUGCCCUUUCUCCUGAGGCGUCUGUCCUUCUGUGGACACAACACACUUUCCCACUCUUACUGUCUUCACUCGGAUCUAAUCCAGUUGCCAUGUGAGGACACUCGACCCAAUAGCAUUCUUGGGCUCUGCAUUGUAACAUCCACGUUCGGGCUGGACUCCUUACUCAUUGUCAUCUCUUAUGGGCUGAUCCUCUACACGGUCCUGGGCAUCACCUCCGGGGAGGGCCGACGGAAGGCCCUGAACACAUGUGUGUCACACAUCUGUGCGGUGCUUGUGUACUAUGUGCCCAUGAUCAGUGUGGCUCUGGUGCACCGCUUCAUGAAGCAUGCUGCCCCUGCUGUCCGUCUACUCCUUGCCAAUGUCUACCUGCUGGUGCCACCUGUGCUGAAUCCCAUCAUCUACAGUGUGAAAACCAAGCCAAUUCGCCAGGGCCUGAUCCAGCUUUUCCUUCAAAGAAAACAGUAAAGGGCAAAAAAAAAAAAAAAAGAAGAAGACAGACACCCUCAAGCCAGCCAGUUACAUCGACAAAGUGGUCCAGAAAGGGUGUGUUCCCCCUCACAUUGUCAAAGUUAGAAAUGUCUCAUGGCAAUGAAUAUGUAGAGAAUACCCAUGAUCACAUAUUAUAUUUUUUCAUCUAAAUCAGAGUAGUAUAAUAUUUUGUCAGCUAUU